Cucurbita pepo subsp. pepo (vegetable marrow) is the source of this 1319-nucleotide messenger RNA. RefSeq lists its product as uncharacterized. NCBI's taxonomy places the organism in Eukaryota, Viridiplantae, Streptophyta, Magnoliopsida, Cucurbitales, Cucurbitaceae. The record is from RefSeq and is a predicted model, not a curated record.
UCGCCAUUAAUAUGGACCUCAAUCUCAUGGGCUUUGGGCCUGAUUCUGGCCGGCCCAAUCCUCGCAUUCGCCUCUUUCCACCUCGAUUACGGCUUCAAUCAACACCUCAUCGCUGUCGGCGCCGUCGCCGCCGGAGCACUCUCUUGUCUUCCGACCGGCGUCUUCAGAACCGUCAAGAUUUUUCCUCUUUACAUUGUUUUAAUCGUUAUUGCUCACUCGGUUGCCUUCACCUCUCACACGCGUCACCUUGGCCUCAUGCUGCGUGGCCUCGUUGGACCGACCGUCCUUAAGGCCAAAUUUGCUCAAAGAAGAACCGGGUCUGGUCUGAUUUCGUCGUGCUCCACCGCCGUUGGCGGCUUGGGCGCCGCCGCUAUCUCCGCCUUCACUUACCACAUGCUUCGACGGCAAGAGAAAGAAGGAGACGAGAACCACUUCCUCAGCCUAUGGAUCGUCACGAUCUUCGGCGGCCUGAAAUGGCUUCUAGGAAUUUUCCAUGUCUUCCUCACAAAUCGAUCACUCUCUGUAACAAUCCCUUCCGAUUCAGAGCUUCACCUUCUUACAAUUUUCAAAUAUCCUCACGCAAUCGCCACCGUAAUCUCCGCCGGAUUCCUUUCCUCCUUCACCACAAUCGCCGUCUUCAUCACCGUUUCACUCUUCCUAAUCGGCCAGAUCUGCUUCAAGCCAGUCUUGAUUCUCUAUCUAUGGCUAAUCUACUUCCUUAUCCCUCUCAUUUCCCUUCCAUUACUCCAUCAAUUUCAGAUCCGAAUCAAAGCCGACGCCUCUAAAAUGCAGAUCCUAGGGUUUAUCCUCUCCGCCGUAACUUCCGCCAUCUGUUUCUACUUCCACAACGACGCGUGGCGGCGCCCUGUGGUAUUCGUCUUCGCCGCUCUUCAAGGCACGGCGGCGGCGCUUCUUCAUUCAUACGGAAGAGUUUUGGUGCUCGAUUGCUCGCCGGCGGGGAAGGAAGCUGCGAUUUCGAUGUGGUUUUCCUGGAUGAGAGCGAUUGGCGGUUGCGUUGGAUUUACGGUCGCGGCGGUGGUCCCGGCGAGGUUGCAGGUUUCUUCCGGUGUGGCGUUUUGUUGCGCCGUCGUCGGAGGAGUGGUGUUGAUUUAUGGUAAUGUUACUGAUUACGGCGGCGCUGUGGCGGCGGGACAUGUGAAGAAUGAUAGUGAAAAGGGGUCGCCGGUGAUUGGAUUGGAGUCUCGGAGUGUGAGUAAAGAGCUUGAGUCGCCGUGAGAAAUGAGAGCGAUGGUUUAAAUUGAUUUACGAUUUUUGAUAAUUCUUUGCUCGCGUAAUAAAAGGGCCCAUUUCAAGUUUUA